Molecule: messenger RNA, 4244 nt
Organism: Lactuca sativa (garden lettuce)
Lineage: Eukaryota; Viridiplantae; Streptophyta; Magnoliopsida; Asterales; Asteraceae
Product: TMV resistance protein N
Biological process (GO): defense response; signal transduction
Molecular function (GO): ADP binding
Source: RefSeq, a predicted model, not a curated record
AUGUAUUUUUUUUUUCCUUUUUUUUUUCUGUUCAACUAAACCUACAGUCCUUUUUUGACCAAACAAGUGCCUGCCCAUCCAUUCCAAAGUUUUCCCAAACAAACACAUCACGUUGACUUUUACAACUAAGAUACGGAGAGUUACUCAGAUUCAUCUCAUUCAAGUAUCCAACAGGGAACACAGAUUUCAUCUUUUCGGAUCCUUCUAUCAUAUCUUCAAUGCCAAUGGCGUCUUCUUCAACUUCAUCCGUUCACAAGAGCUUUAAGUAUGAUGUAUUUUUGAGUUUCAGGGGCGAAGAUACUCGUACCAACUUCGUUGAUCAUCUUUAUCAUGCUCUCCAGCAGAAAAGCAUUCAUACUUACAAGGACGAUGAGAGAAUCAAAAAAGGUAAAAAGAUUACUGAUGAGCUGAUUGGAUCGAUUGAAGAUUCAAAAUUUUACAUCAUUGUUUUCUCCAAGAACUAUGCUUCUUCAUCUUGGUGCUUGGACGAGCUUGCGAAGAUAAUGGAGUGCCAUAGGACGACAGUGCAUACUGCGUACCCUGUCUUCUAUGAUGUGGAACCCUCCGAGGUCAGAAAACAAAGUGGGGCGGUUGGAGAAGCAUUUGCCAAGUACGAAAUGGAAGAGGCUGCUGGGAAAUGGAGAGUGGCUCUGAAAGAAGCUGCGGAUCUUGCUGGGUGGGAGUUGAAGAAGACUGCUGAUGGACAUGAAGCUAAAUUCAUCCAAAAAAUAGUGGAAGAGCUUUCACUAGAAUUACGUUCCAUCAGUUUCAACAUUGACGAAAAGUUAGUAGGAAUGGAGACCCGGAUCAAAGAUCUUGUAUCAUCUAUAGGAAUUGGUUGUGAUGAUGUCCAAAUGAUUGGGAUCAAAGGAAUGGGAGGUGGCGGAAAGACAACUUUAGCAAGAGCUGUUUUUGAUCACAUAUCCUUUCAGUUUGAAGGUAAAAGCUUUGUUGAAAAUGUCAGGGAAAAUGCUUCUUUCUCUGGUUUAAAGUCUUUGCAAAAGCAAGUCCUUUCAGACGUCUUAAAUGAAGAUAUACGUGUAAGUAGUACUUCUGACGGAAAGUACUUGAUGAAGAGGAGGCUGCGCGAUAAAAAGGUUCUUGUUGUUCUAGAUGAUGUUGAUCAUAUAGACCAGCUUGAGGCGUUAGCCGGUGAGCUUAAUUGGUUCAAGCCGGGAAGUAGAAUUAUCAUCACAACAAGAGACGAGCAAGUCCUACUAGCACACAGGGUGGAGCCCAUUCGUGAUGUCAAUUUGUUAUCGGAUAACGAAGCAAUUUGCCUUUUCAAUAUGUAUGCUUUUGGGAGAGAGAUUCCAAUUCAAAAGUAUGAAAAUCUAUCAAGACUAGUUGUAUGUUAUGCUGCUGGUCUUCCCUUAACGAUCAGAGUUUUGGGUUCAUUUCUUUGUGGUAAAAAUGAGCUUGAAUGGAUAGAUGCCCUAGAACGACUAAAAACAUUUCCAUUAACAGAGACUCUUAAAAAAUUGGAACUAAGCUAUAUCGCUCUAGAGGAGGAUUACAAAGAAAUGUUUCUAGAUGUUGCAUGCAUCAUGAAGGGAUGGCGGAAAGAUGAUGCAAUCAAAGCGCUUGAAUGUUGUGGGUUUCAUGCUAGAAAUGGAUUAAGAGUUCUUGAGCAAAAAUCUCUCAUAACUAGUUAUUAUGAUAUUUUCGAUAAAUACAAGUAUGUGGGCAUGCAUGACCAUCUUGAAGAAAUGGGCAGAAAUAUUGUUCGUCGCUCGCACCCGGAUAAACCUCACAAACAUACCCGAUUGUGGAUUUACGAAGAAAUUAAAAAUGUAUUGGCUAAUGAUUUGGGUACUAAAGCGACAAGGUGCAUACGACUAGACACUCAAAAUGGCAAUCAGAAAUUUGAUAUAAAAGGUCUUGGAAAGAUGAACAGACUUAGAUUCCUUUCCGUGGGAGCUACUCAUCAUGUCUAUUGGGACUAUAGUUUUGGCCCUGUUCCAUAUCGGUAUUGGGAUUGUAAUAAAAUCAACCCAGAAUUUCCAAAUGCUUUACGAUAUCUGCAUAUGACCGGUUACCCUUUUAGGUCUUUACCCAUAACAUUUCAAGCAAGUAACCUUGUUGCACUUGAGAUGGCUGGCAGUAAAAUCAUACAACUUUGGGAAGGGGGAGAAAGGAAGGUUCUUAACAAGCUCAGAUUCCUUGACCUUAAUUGUUCAAUGUUGAGUACCCUUGACCUCGGGCUUACUCCAAAUCUCGAGAAGUUGAAUCUUGGAGAAUGUUCCAAUUUGGUAGAACUUCAUAUGCCCAUUGAAUGCUUAAAUCUCAUAUACGUCGACCUCAGAGGUUCAAAGUUGAUCAGGACCCUUGACCUUAGGCUGGCCCCAAAUCUGGAAGAGUUGAUUCUUAGCUUUUGCAACAAUUUGGAAAAACUUCAGAUGCCCGAUAGAUGCCUAAAUCUCCAAUCAUUGCUACUCUCAAAUUCAAAGUUGAUGACCCUUGACAUUGGACAGACUCCAAAUCUCAGGAAUCUAGAUCUUAAACAAAAUUAUUACCUGGAAGAACUUGACAUGGCAGAUGAAUGUCAAAUGCUCUCCAACCUCAACGUUAGUUAUUCAAAGUUGAGAACCCUUGACCUUAGACUGACUCCAAAUCUCGAGAGGUUAGAUCUUGACAGAUGUUAUGAUUUGGUAGAACUUUGCCUUCCCAUUGGUGAUCUGAAAAAGCUUGUCCACUUACACUUUAGUACUUGGGGGUUUGGAUAUUUUUCAUUUAAGGUAGAAGAUUAUACUUCUUGUAGGGUUGAUGAAUCACUUGAGGUUGGUCCUUUAGCUGUGUUAGAUCUGACUGUGAAGUCCCUAAAAAGCUGCCCACUUCAUCCCGAAAAUAGCUUUCCAAAGUUUCAGUUUAGUUCUUAUUAUAGAGAAGAUCGACCCUUAUUCACCAGAAAUCUUGAGAUGCUUAUUUCUCUAGGUAUGUGUGCUUGCACAAACCUUGAGACGUUUUCAAGAAGUAUUUGUGGGUUACAACGUUUAAGAAAGCUUAAAAUAGAAGGCAGUAUUCUAGAGGUGCCCAAGGACCUAUAUAUGUUAGAAUGUCUCGAGGAGCUAGUUUUAUCGUACACAGAGAUUAAGCAUCUUCCAGAUAGCAUUUGUAUGUUGAAACAUCUGAAAUCUCUCAAAAUUAUUUCGUGUUUGCAUCUUCAAAAGUUACCAGAGGAUCUUGGCCAAUUAGAAUGUUUGGAGAAGCUACAUUUGUCAAAUGCAGAUAUUGAACGUCUUCCGGAUAGCAUAUGUAUGUUGAAACAUCUAAAAUCUCUCAAAGUUAUUUCGUGUUUGGGUCUUCAAAAAUUACCAGCGGAUCUUGGCCAAUUAGAAUGUUUAGAGAAUCUAGAUUUAUCAGAUACAAAUAUUGAACGUCUUCCGGAUAGCAUUUGUAUGUUGAGACAUUUGGAAUCUCUCCAACUUUAUGAUUGUUGGUUGCUUGAGAGGUUACCUGAGGACCUUGGCUGUACAGAAUGUUUAAAAGAGUUGAGUAUAGAAGGUACAAGAAUAAGUCAUCUUCCGCAAAGCAUUCUUUUAUUGAAAGGUCUGUGUAUAGUUGGGUCGAGAGAGCUUCUUGAGUUGUGUGGGUUUACAUCCAAGAUACAAACUUCAAAAGACUAUGAUACAUCCUGCUACGUAGUGGUGGGAUGAUUUUGAGAAGCUUGGAAAAAAGCCAAUCCAAAAAGGAACUAUUGUAAUAGGGUUGUGGCAGAGCAUAAUUCUGAGCAACCUCUGCUCAUAAUUUCGUCUCUACAUAGGUCUUCCUCUUGAGGAUCUUGAGUUUGCACAAUUUCAUCCAACUGGAGUUGGGUUACUGAAGAUAAGAGAUGCUGAGAAAUGGAUGAAACACAAACUUGGAUACUAGGAGAACUAGAAGGUCUGACUUGACUACAGAUCGGUUUACAUGAAUACUUUUAAUGAUGAGGUCGAGACUUUCCCACCAAAGGCUCGUGUAUACUAACAUCCUCUCACAUGGAUCGAAUCUGUUGUUUGCCUCAAAAGGCUAACCAUCAUCACCAAUUAUUCUUGUACUUUCUUUUUUUAGUCUUGUAGCAUAAUGCUUUGUAUUUGGAAUUAUGAUUUAAGCUAAUUGCUUUGAGUUAUUAUGCAUCAACCCAAACUGUAAUCUGGUUAACAAUAAGAUUGUAGUUAAGAAUCAGGUCAUAUGUGUCUUGACUGCAACCUUUAUUGUAUUAUGAAAACGGUUUUGGUAAUACUUACAUCUUUAGAGGUUCCAGG